AUGCGCCCAAUUUCACGAGCCGCAUUGCGGUCAUACGUCUGCCCGUCAUGCCGACAUGGCAUUGGCGCUGGUCGGCGACGAUUCGGUACCAAGACUGACCAGGCCACCGAUAUCUACGAUGUGGUCUGCGUCGGAGGUGGUCCGGCGGGCCUAGGGCUUUUGGCUGCUCUUCGAGCUUCCCCCGUUACAUCGAAGCUCAAGGUUGCCCUCAUCGAAAGCCAGGAUCUCAACAAGGCGCGAUCCUGGAACAUGGACUCGACACAGUUCUCCAACCGAGUUAGCAGCUUGACGCCCUCGUCCAAGGCUUUCUUGCAAAAGAUCGGUGCUUGGGAGCACCUGGAUACGCAGCGUGUGCAGGAUUACCAGGAGAUGCAGGUGUGGGAUGGCGAGAGCGGAUCCCGAAUAUCGUUUGACUGGUCGAUGGAAACGCCUGCAUUCGAGGAUCCGCGCACCGUGGCAACGAUGACGGAGAAUGCAAACCUGGUGCGCGGUCUUUUGGGUAGAAUUGCGGCAUCUGGAGACGAGAAUCUGACGCUCUUCUCCAAUACCACCGUUGCUGGUAUCGAGAAUGGAACGGAUCUACAAACCGAGGGACCGGACCUGUCAGCUUGGCCCGUCCUAUCUAUCAAGCCCACCGGAGCUGCCGCAGAGACCCAGCCAUCCUCUCGAAUCGCGGCAAGGCUUCUAGUCGGCGCGGACGGAAUCAACAGCCCCGUCCGCUCGUUCGCCGAUAUCCCAACCCACGGCUGGGACUACAACCGACACGGCAUCGUGGCUACUCUCUCCCUCGCCGACCCCGACACUCCUCCAUUCCCGGCCAACAUGCGCACAGCUUACCAGCGCUUCCUCCCAGCACUCGGUGGCCCAAUUGCUCUCCUCCCUCUUCCCAACAACAACGCCACCCUCGUCUGGUCCACGACCCCCGAGAACGCCGCAUACCUCAAAUCCCUCCCCACACCGGCCUUCCUGGCCAUGGUCAACGCAGCCUUCCGCCUGUCUAUGACAGACCUCAAGUAUAUGGUGGGCAUGGCACAGCCCGCGUCAGAAGCUACAUCCCAUGAAGACGAGCUCUCCUGGCGUCUUCAGCACACCCCUAUCCCCGCACACAUCCCACCCUUCGCGACGGGUGUGCAAACAGGCACCGUCGCAUCCUUCCCUCUCCGCUUCCGCCACGCAGCGCAGUAUAUUUCGCCGCGUGUCGCUCUCGUCGGCGACGCAGCGCAUGUCAUUCAUCCUCUGGCCGGCCAGGGUCUGAACCUGGGUCUGGCAGAUGUGGCCGCGCUCUCGCAGACGAUCGAGUAUGCGGUCUCGCACGGUAUGGAUAUCGGUGAUCUUUUGACGCUGGAGCGGUACUCGUCAGAGCGGUACCUGACUAAUGCCAAGAUUGGUGGUGCUUGCGAUCUGUUGCAUAAGAUGUAUAACAUCCCCGGCCAGGGGCCCGUUACCUGGGCCCGUAGCUUGGGUCUGGAUGUGAUUGAUAAGCUGCCGUUUGUUAAGUCGUUCUUGAUGAAGAAUGCCGAGGGGUACUAG
Messenger RNA from Penicillium cataractarum, 1530 nucleotides. RefSeq names its product putative ubiquinone biosynthesis monooxgenase (Coq6). Gene Ontology annotation, biological process: ubiquinone biosynthetic process. Gene Ontology annotation, cellular component: mitochondrion. The transcript is spliced from 2 exons. Gene Ontology annotation, molecular function: oxidoreductase activity, acting on paired donors, with incorporation or reduction of molecular oxygen, NAD(P)H as one donor, and incorporation of one atom of oxygen; FAD binding; 2-octaprenyl-6-methoxyphenol hydroxylase activity. The record is from RefSeq and is a predicted model, not a curated record. NCBI's taxonomy places the organism in Eukaryota, Fungi, Ascomycota, Eurotiomycetes, Eurotiales, Aspergillaceae. Bases 1 to 1530 code for a protein of 509 amino acids.